Molecule: messenger RNA, 1164 nt
Organism: Alternaria postmessia
Lineage: Eukaryota; Fungi; Ascomycota; Dothideomycetes; Pleosporales; Pleosporaceae
Exons: 6
Coding region: 1-1164 (387 amino acids)
Source: RefSeq, a predicted model, not a curated record
AUGGUACCCGCAGGUUCGGAUGAAGGUCGUGGCAUCGCCACAACGACAAGGGGUGGCUUCAUCCUCGUCUCCACGUAUGCAUGGGCGAUCGUAACAGCAGGCGUGCUGGUCGCGCGGUUCUGGCAGAGUCGUAGCCAAAAGGUCGAAGCCGGUCUUGACGACGUAGCAAUCAUUGCGGCGACUAUUGUGUAUCUAGGCGCGACUGUUGGUUGGCAAUACGCCAUCCGCGGUGGUUUAGGAAAGGACGUGAAAGAUCUCAGUGACGAGAACAUCUCUUUGUUCUUCAAGGCAUCCUACAUUGCCGGGAUACUCGUAAUCUUUGCGAUGGUAUUCGCAAAGCUGUCGUCUGCUUUGCUCAUCGAACGCGUCGUCCCACAAACCCGAAGAGCCAAAAUUAUACUAUUCGGCAUGAUUACGAUCUUUGCGAUAUUCUCGAUCUUUGCUCUCUCUUUCCAAUGCGGAAUCCCGGAAUGGACUGCACAUUCGCUACGAUGUAGCAAUGGUGGCCUUGCGAUCGCAGUCGUAGGACUCAACAUGACUACAGACCUUUUCUUGGCUUUUUGGAUGGUUCCGGUCCUUUGGAAAUUGUCGUUGGACAAAGAGAAAAGCUUCGCAGCAGCGACGCUCUUCGGUGUUCGAGCAAUUGUAGCAUUCGUUGCUGGAGGUGAAAUAUGGGCCACUUUGAGGUUAGCAUCUAGUCAAAAUCCCACGCGCGAUGCAGUUGAGCUUGUCGUCCUGACUCAAUCUGUGUCCAGUCUUUCCCUGAUACUCGCAAGCGUUCCACGAAUCAAGCGUAUCAUUGGCGUUGGUGGCAGCGGCCUGGUAUAUCCGGAGAUCCAAGGCACUGAACUCUCGGUCUCUCGCAAAUCUUCAACCUGGCAAGAUUCGCGUAGUACGAAUCCGAAACUGGUGCCUUCUGACCUGGGAGACUUUACGGUAACUGUGUCAUCGAAAGGGACAGAGAAAAGAAGAAAAAUGCCGUGCAGGCAUCUGCAUCCCGAUUGGCAGUCGCUCACAAUGGGGGCAACUACCGACGAACAUGCCAGCACGUCGAGCCUAUUUGGUCCGGAUGAGCAAGAAGGUGUGAUGAUGCGGCAGGAUGUUAUUGUGUCUGUGGAGGAUAGAAAGGCUCGGAACUCAGUGUUCAAACGCGACAGUCGAUGA